This is a messenger RNA of Nezara viridula (southern green stink bug), 1141 nucleotides long. The record is from the annotation of a GenBank genome assembly. Lineage: Eukaryota; Metazoa; Arthropoda; Insecta; Hemiptera; Pentatomidae.
AUGAGUCAAGAUUCACUUCAACUCACCUCAUCAAAGGAAGAGUAUGUGGUGAAGAAAAAGUGGGAGGAUAUUCACUGUACAAUGUGUUCUCUGAAAUGGAAUUACCUUAGAGGCUCAGUAAUAGGAGUGGGAUUUGUAAUGAGGCUCACGCAGAGUUACUCUCUGAUAGAGACACAGUAAAUGUCUAUAAUAUGUGAUACUAUUUAUACCAUUUACUGCAGAUGGUUUUGGGAAAAGACCAGUCCCUUGUCCUAUUCGUUUCUCAAAUGAAGAUUAUACCUGUCCAAAUUGUCAAUGUGGGUUCAUUGAAGCAUUAGAAAACCAACCCGAUCAAAAUGAAGAAAGUGAUCCAGACAUUGAGGUGGAGAUGGUACAGCCAUUUGAAGAGAUGUUGAAUGAAAUGUUGGUUGACGCUGGAUAUCGAACAGAGGAAAGAAGGGGUGGAAGAGCUCGUAGAAGUGGCAGGACAGGAAGAGCUAGGCAACUGGCCCCCAUUGAACAUCUUAUUCAAGAUUUUAUUAUGAAUUUGACGGGAGUCGGCUGGGGAGGUUCAAAUACAAUUGGUGUUGGAACUGCACGUGGGGGAACUCCAGGAGGGCAUUUAUUAUUAAUGGCUAACCCAGGAGAUUAUGCUUGGGGUCGGGAAGGUCUUGACGCCAUUGUUACACAACUUUUGAAUCAGAUGGAUACUACAGGACCUCCUCCUUUAGCGAAAGACAAAAUUAGCCAAAUUCCUGUUGUUAUUAUUACUAAAGAACAACAAGAGACAAAUUUGCAAUGUUCUGUGUGCUGGGAAGAUUUUAAAGCUGAAGAGCCUGUUAGGAAGUUACCUUGUGAACAUGUCUACCAUGAAAAUUGUAUCAUUCCUUGGCUAGAGCUGCAUGGUACUUGCCCUAUAUGCAGAAAGACAUUAACUGAUGAUGGGCGAGCUGAAGAUCCAGAUAACUCGAAUAAUGUUGUUGGCAACAGUUUAGCAACACUUUUCCGGUAUGCAAGUGCAAGUGAAUCUUCAAAUUCUAGAACUUCUUCUUCCUCUUCAUCAUCUUCUUCAUCGGGUACUGGGUCUACUGGCAGCACUAGUAGCAAUGGAAGUACUUCAUCUUCAAGACCAGACUUCAAUAUGGAUAUAGAUUUUGAUUAA